CCAACCUCCCUCUCUUUUGUCCUCCCCAGGUCUCAGAGCCAUGAAGCUGAAUGAGCGAAGCCUGGCCUUUUACGCCACCUGCGACUCCCCCGCCGACAACGCCGGCUUCCUCUACAAGAAGGGCGAGCGCAACACGGCCUACCACAAGCGCUGGUUCGUGCUGAAGGGCAACAUGCUCUUCUACUUCGAGGAGAAGGACAGCCGGGAGCCCGUGGGCGUCAUCAUCCUGGAGGGCUGCACGGUGGAGCUGUGCGAGGCCGCGGAGGAGUUUGCCUUUGCCAUCAAGUUCGGCUGUGCCAAGUCGCGCACCUACAUCCUGGCGGCCGAGAGCCAGGCCGCCAUGGAGUCCUGGGUCAAGUCGCUGUCGCGGGCCAGCUUCGACUACAUGCGCCUGGUGGUGAAGGAGCUGGAGAAGCAGCUGGAGGAGAUGCAGUGGGGCCUGGCCGGCUGCCGCAGAGUCCAUCGGAGGUCGCCCAUCUACCGGAAGGGCAAGCUGGCUCUGGGACCGGACCCUGCGGCCAUAGCUGUGGAGCUGCCGCCACCCCAGGAGAAACCCCCGGGCCCGUCUUGUCCCUCCCUGAAGGAGAACGGCUGUGCAGUGUGGAAUAACACCCAGGGCGUGCAGGACCUGCCCGACGGGGGCAUCCCCGGAGGCCCUGCCGACUCAGGGAGCAGCUGUGAAGUCAGCCCCAAGCCACCUCCCUUGCCACCUCGCCGACGCGCCUCCUCCGGCAAUAGCCGUGGCACGGGACCCGUGGCAGUGGAAAGCCGUGCGUGCCCAGGCACGGCGUCUUUCUCCAGGCUGCACGACUGGUACGGCAGGGAGAUCAUCCAGCUGCGGAGAGAGUGGCUGGAGAGCCGGAGGAGCCACCAGCUGUGACGGGGGCUCUCUGAGCAGGACGGCAAGAUGGGGUUGGAGGGGAGACUCAUUCGGAAACGCUGAGCUGUCUCUGCCAUCUGCCUGGGUGUGAGCCAAGCCUGAGACACGCUCACGCGGUGCCGACCUGUCAGCAGGAGGGGGAAAGUCCCCGUCUCCUGUCGCACGCCUGGCUCUGGCGGGGAUUUAAGCGAGAAGCUCUUGCCUUUCCCCGGCCGUCGGCAGGGUGGACGUGGCAGAGGCGGUGGCUGUUCCUGACUCUGCCUCCCGAUUCCUGCCCUUCCUCCUGUGGCAACGUGUCCUGCUUGGCCCUUCUGUUGCAGGCCACCGACUUUAGGCCCGGUGGUCCAGGCUCGCGCUUGAGAAGCAACAUCUCCGAGAGGUUUUUGGAGACGUCCCUCCGGGCUCCACGUCCCACGCGGACCUGCUGUGGGAAAAGCUUCCAGGUCUGACAGCAUCUGUCCCUGUCCGCAGGCCUCACAUUUCUGCAGCAUCCGACGUGCCAGCUGCAAGGCGGGGAUGAGAAGAGGGGGGUUUCUGCUGCAAUCUGCUGCCACGCUGGGAGUCCGCUUCCCCGCGGCUCAGAUCAGCUCUUUAGCCCGCCUGGCCCCUGCAACACUGGACGUCAGAAAUAUCAGGCCUGCUCAAAGCCCAGGGCCUGUCGUCAUUGCUGCGGCACCGGGCAGGGGCAGAUUUUCUGCAUCGUUCUCAGGCCUAGGUCUCACCAAACUAAACAGCAGCCAGGAGGUGAAUAGCAACGGUGGGCCAGUCUCGGUCAGGAUUCAGGGAUGAGGUUGGACUUCAGUG
Gavialis gangeticus (Gharial) is the source of this 1684-nucleotide messenger RNA. It is a transcript of the gene PHETA1, whose product is annotated as family with sequence similarity 109 member A. Gene Ontology annotation, cellular component: early endosome; trans-Golgi network; recycling endosome. The transcript has a single exon. The record is from RefSeq and is a predicted model, not a curated record. Bases 41 to 880 code for a protein of 279 amino acids. NCBI's taxonomy places the organism in Eukaryota, Metazoa, Chordata, Crocodylia, Gavialidae. Gene Ontology annotation, biological process: retrograde transport, endosome to Golgi; endosome organization; receptor recycling.